AUGUCUAAAACGAAUGUGCGAAGACAUGCUCUGGAGAAGUGCAGGAGUGUGAAGGAGACACAGAAAAACCAGAACUUCUUCACCAGAAACCUCAAGAAAGUGUACCCCAUUGGGCUUCAGAAAAGCUCUUCAUCUUUGUCUUUGUCUUCCAUAUCCUUGUCUUUGUCACAAAACUCAAAUGACUCUUCCCAAGCUGAUUCUUUGAGUCCACUGGAUGAGAAGAUUUCGCUGGCAUUGCGUCUGAUUUCACCACGGGAUAGAAGAGAACCUACAAUAGCUUCUAAACCUCUUCAACAACACCAACCACCAACUUCACCACCCACCACUGAGCCUGAGGAGUUGAAAAGAUGUAACUGGAUCACGAAGAACAGUGAUAAUGCCUACAUAGAAUUUCAUGAUGAGUGCUGGGGUGUUCCAGCCUAUGAUGACAACAAAUUGUUUGAGCUGCUUGCAAUGUCAGGAUUGCUCAUGGACUACAAUUGGACAGAGAUUCUAAAAAGAAAGGAAACUCUUAGAGAAGUUUUUGCUGGAUUUGAUGCUAAUACUGUUGCCAAAAUGGAGGAAAAGGAAAUCAUGGAAAUUGCAUCAAACAAAGCACUUUCUUUAGCCGAUAGCAGAGUCAUGUGCAUAGUAGAUAAUGCCAAAUGCAUAACAAAGAUUGUUAAAGAAUGCGGAUCAUUCAGUAGUUACAUAUGGGGUUACGUGAAUCAUAAGCCAAUAAUAAACAGAUACAAAUACCCAAGAAAUGUGCCAUUGAGGAGUCCAAAAGCAGAGAUCCUUAGCAAGGACUUGGUAAAACGUGGAUUUCGGUUUGUGGGUCCUGUGAUUGUGCACUCUUUUAUGCAAGCUGCAGGAUUGACCAUUGAUCAUCUUGUGGAUUGUUAUAGGCAUAGUGAAUGUGUAAGCCUUGCAGAAAGACCUUGGAGGCAUAUCUAA
Molecule: messenger RNA, 936 nt
Organism: Sphenostylis stenocarpa
Lineage: Eukaryota; Viridiplantae; Streptophyta; Magnoliopsida; Fabales; Fabaceae
Source: the annotation of a GenBank genome assembly